AAGAGGUAGCUCAGAGAGCGGAGAGGGAGGGAGGUGUGCAACAGUUUCCUGUAGUUGCAUGCUCAGCUCUGAAACUUCCUCUGUCAGAGAGAAGAGGCGACGCUGAGCAGAACAGGAUGCAGGCUAUCAAGUGUGUGGUCGUAGGAGAUGGUGCUGUGGGUAAAACAUGUCUCCUCAUCAGCUACACAACCAAUGCAUUCCCCGGGGAAUACAUUCCUACUGUCUUUGACAACUACUCAGCUAAUGUGAUGGUGGACAGCAAGCCAGUGAACCUGGGACUCUGGGAUACAGCAGGACAGGAAGAUUACGACAGGCUCCGCCCACUCUCCUACCCACAGACGGAUGUUUUCCUGAUCUGUUUCUCCCUGGUGAGCCCGGCCUCCUACGAGAACGUCAGAGCUAAGUGGUACCCCGAGGUCCGCCACCACUGCCCCUCCACGCCCAUCAUCCUGGUAGGCACCAAGCUGGAUCUGAGAGACGAGAAGGAGACCAUCGAGAAGCUGAAAGAGAAAAAGCUGGCGCCCAUCACCUACCCACAAGGCCUUGCCCUGGCUAAAGAGAUAGAUGCAGUAAAGUACCUGGAAUGCUCCGCUUUGACUCAGCGAGGUCUGAAAACUGUGUUUGAUGAGGCCAUCCGUGCUGUGCUCUGCCCACAGCCUGCCAAGGUCAAGAAGAAGCCCUGCUCACUGCUUUAAAGUUUCAGGACCAGAGGAGAUAAGGAAGACAUUCAGCCUGAUCACCUUGUACCCCAAGAAGAUUUCUACAUUUGUUUGCCGCUAACUUAAACACGUUCUUUGUACUGAUAGAUAAAAUAAUGAUAAGCGGGUUUUGUGCUCACACGUCGAAGCCUGUUCAGACUGAGAAUGAAUAAUUUCAUUACAUGCAAAGCAUAGGCAACCCACCCCAGUUUGCACACUGUUAGUUCUCCCUGUUAGCUCAGAUGUUACCUAUUAGCUUCAUUUCUUACAUAUUUCAAGUGAUGAUAAUGUUUUUUGUUGCUAAGAGAAAACCGCGUUUGCAUAAAAUGUGCAUCAAGUGAGAUUAAAAGCUAUAAUUAUGAUCAUAAAGGAAAAUUUUAUAUGAACAAAAGUUUAAAAAUGUAUUAGAAUAAAGUUUGAGAACAAGUGUAUCAUUUGCUAUAUCGAAAUAAAGCUGCAAUUUUA
This is a messenger RNA of Nothobranchius furzeri (turquoise killifish), 1163 nucleotides long. RefSeq names its product Rac family small GTPase 2 (gene rac2). Gene Ontology annotation, biological process: regulation of actin cytoskeleton organization; regulation of cell shape; engulfment of apoptotic cell. The record is from RefSeq and is a predicted model, not a curated record. Gene Ontology annotation, cellular component: cytoplasmic vesicle; cytoskeleton; cell projection. Lineage: Eukaryota; Metazoa; Chordata; Actinopteri; Cyprinodontiformes; Nothobranchiidae. Gene Ontology annotation, molecular function: protein kinase binding; GTPase activity; GTP binding.